GAAUUUUGUGAAUAUUGUAAACAUUUGAAAUUUGGAAUCCUCGAAUGAAUUAUUGCUAGGAAGAUGUUAUCGUUGAAGCACAACUGUAGAUUUAUUGCUAACAAAAUAUCAGAAGCGGUUAAUGGUCGACAGCCAGUUUUAAGUGAAACACUAGGGCGCCAAAUAAGUUUACUCAACCACCCUCUGAAAAAAUUGUUCAGUUCUAAUGUUGAAGGUUCACCAACUCUGGCAAAUCACAACAAUUCACCAGGUGGAAAUACCGAAACAGAAACCAACUAUGAUGCCAUCACAAAUGGUGACAAGACUUUAGAAACUAAAUUAAAAAUCAUAAUGUUGGAGGCUGAAGUAUUAAGACAAGAAGGAAAAGCAGUGCCAGAGAGUUCAUUUGUUACUGAGGAACAAUGGAAAGAAAUAUUAAAUCUGACCACAAGGACGGCAAGAAAAAAAUAUUUUGAAUAUUUGUUCAAGUUGUCUAAAAGGCUGGAAAAUGUUCAGGUUAAAAAGGAACAAAAGCGUUUGGAAUUUGAAGAAAUCAAGAGGAGAAAAACAGAAGAAAAUAAGGGUGAAGAAACUAUAGAAGAUCAUGCCUUGAAGUAUGAUCUUCAACAUAACAAUAUCUUCCUAAGAUUUUAUGACACUACAAUAAACCAAAUGUAUAAUAACAGACUUAUACAAGCCAUUCAAUUUGGACAAAAACUAGUAGUUGACUGUGGAUAUGAUGGUAACAUGACUAAGAGAGAAAACCAGAGCUGUGCAAAACAACUUAUGCUGAUAUUUGCUGAAAACAGGCUUCAUGAUGAACCUUUUGAUGUGCAUUUUUGUAAUGUACACAGAGAUAGUGAACUAAUCAAACAGUUGCACAAAUUCAUCCCAACAAUGAAUGAGCCAUGGUUUCCUCUCAAUCUUCAUGAAAACAGCUAUUUGAAUAUAUUUCCCAAAGACCAACUAGUCUAUCUAACUCCACACUGCAGAGAAGAACUCAAAGAGUUUGAUCAUGACACAGUUUACAUCAUAGGAGGAAUUGUAGAUAAGGUGAACAACGACCCAUUGUCCUUAGCGAAAGCCAAACGCGAAGGCCUCAGGAUGGCCAAGCUGCCGCUGGACAGGUACCUGCAAUGGGGCUCUGGCUCGGGCAAAAGCCUCACGCUGAACCAAGUCGGGUCUAUCCUAUUGGACGUCAAGCGGUAUGGUAAUUGGGAGAAGGCCCUUCGUCACGUGCCAAGAAGAAAACUCGUGGAUUUCGGGGCAGCAGGCGGUGUUAGGAAGCCCUGGGAUAGGGAUGGGGGCGCGAGGCAAUGGAGACCGGCUGCUAAUGUCGAUUUUGGGAACUUGAGUUUUAAUAAUGGUGGUAGGAAGAACGAUAAUGACGCCAGGAGAACGGUGAAUGUCAAUAUAAGAAGUCUUUAUGAGGAGUGAAAUGUACAAUGUAUUGUAUUAUUGAAAAUCUCGUGAUAAAAUAUAUUAAUUUUAAAGUAUUAGUAUGUCAGCAAAGAUUGUUGCCUUAUAUGUUUGACACAUUAAA
Messenger RNA from Phaedon cochleariae (mustard beetle), 1522 nucleotides. NCBI's taxonomy places the organism in Eukaryota, Metazoa, Arthropoda, Insecta, Coleoptera, Chrysomelidae. The record is from the annotation of a GenBank genome assembly.